Myotis myotis is the source of this 1276-nucleotide messenger RNA. RefSeq names its product chromosome unknown C16orf91 homolog (gene CUNH16orf91). The transcript is spliced from 2 exons. The record is from RefSeq and is a predicted model, not a curated record. Lineage: Eukaryota; Metazoa; Chordata; Mammalia; Chiroptera; Vespertilionidae. The coding region runs from base 37 to 444 and encodes 135 amino acids.
GACGUGCGCGGCGCGCGACGCAGAGCCGAGGUCGUGAUGAGCUGUGUGCUGUGUGCGCCGGCGGCUGGGGCUGCCCGGGCGCUGAGGCUCGUGCGCUGGGCUUCCCGAAGCCUGCAUCCGCCGCCCGGUGGCCGGGAUCAGGCCCAGUCCGCAGCCAAGGGCGAGGAAGAGGACGAUCCUGACCGCCCCAUUCCGUUUUCCACCAGCAAAGCCAGCCCGUCCCGUUGGACGGUGGAGCACUCCCUGGGAAAGGAGCAGCAGCGACCCUGGUGGAGGGUCUUGCCCAUAAGCCUGUCCCUCAUGAUUCUGCUCAUUUGGUGCGUCGUCAGGGACGAGACCAGCACGGACCGCUGGUUGAAACAGGUAUUGGAGGAAGAGGAGCCGGAGCUCAGCGAUCCCUCCGAGGAGCCUGGCACUCCCGCUGCCUAUGGAGAGAGAACUUAAAGAGGCGCCCGCGGGGGCAGACAGCGAGGGACCAGGCAGCGGCCCUUAGGUCUGACGUCGCGUUUGAUAGUUUCUGUCUGGUUCUGUGCGUCCCCAGGCUGAAGGGUUGGAUGGCGCGCCUGGCCACACUGACCCUCGGGGGAGGAGAGAGCAGAAUGUCAGCAGACGGGACCCAGUUCUUGGCCUGAUACUUUGAUGCCCAACGAAUAUGCACAAAAGACUUUUUUUAGAUCCAUAUGAAAGGUUUUGGAUUUGUGAUUUUGUUCAACAUUAUGUUUCCAAAGCAAGUCUGGUGACACUUGUAAUCCAGUGUAAUCUAGUUUGCUUUUGAGACAGAAUAACUCAGACGAGUUAAGCUUUUUAUUUUACAAUGUAUUGUGGUAUGUAUAAAUUGAUGUUAGUUUUACAAACUAACACAUUGAUAAAUAUUAAUUAGCUAAUGUGGAAUUAAGCUAGCCCCCCCUUUUGCAUCUCAUUAAACAAAGGGAGUCUUUUAGUCCUUUUUCAAUUCCUUCUUUUUAAAUUGAUUUUAGAGAGAAGAAGGGAGAGAGAGAGAAGUCAAUGAUGAGAGAGAGAAUCAUGGAUGGCUGCCCCGUGCACGCCCCCUACUGGGGAUUGAGCCGUAAACUGGCAUGUGCCUUGACCUCAGUCCUGGUGACCUCUUUGCUCCUGGGUUACUCAACGCUGAGCCACACUGGCAGGGCUCCUUUGUGGGUUUUUCUUCUUCUUCUUCUUCCUUCUUCUUUCUUCCUUCUUCCUUCUUCUUCUUUUUUAUCAAGGCAACAACUUUCUGAAUAAAAUAAAACCGAUGAAUUUUUCUUUUGACAAAUUA